AUGGCUGCAGACCUGCGGACUCGAUUAUCACCAAUACACACCCGAAACCUCAGCGCUGUCACGGUCGACUCGGACAGUUCAGACAGUUCUCCUGGGCCUGGCGACGAUGAGGACACGGAUUAUUUUAUGGCACAUGCCAACGACUCACAAUCUUCCAUUGGAGCGAUCACGGCGAUACGCGAUUGUGACGACGAUAUUGACCUCGAACAAGUCCAUCGAUUAUCUCCCAUAUCUAAACUCCCGCCGGAAAUCCUCAUUGCUAUCUUCGCGAAACUCACCAGUACGGGUGAUCUGAGAAAUUGCAUGCUGGUAUCAUAUCAUUGGGCAUUGUAUGCUGUGGGCAUUCUAUGGCAUCGACCUCUAUGCAACAAAUGGUCGAAUCUGCUUAGUGUGGUCGCGGCAUUGGGAAGAGGUGAAAAGAGUUACUUUCCAUACCAUGAGAUGGUCAAGAGACUUAAUCUGUCCGCGAUUGCAGACAAGAUCAAUGAUGGCACGGUCCAACCGUUCAUGAAUUGCAAGGGAGUCGAGCGCCUCACAUUGACAAAUUGCUCCAAAUUGACCGACUUUGGCGUGGCAGGCUUAGUUGAUGGGAGCAGGAAGCUGCAAGCACUGGAUGUGACCGAUCUCGAUUCUUUGACAGAUCGAACACUGCAUGUCGUGGCUGACAACUGCGCCAAACUUCAAGGGCUGAACAUCACAAACUGCGUCAACAUUACUGAUGACUCGUUGGUCGAGAUAGCCGCACACUGCCGUCAGCUUAAACGACUGAAACUCAACGGAGUUGUAAGAGCAACUGACCUGUCCAUCACUGCAGUGGCCCGGAACUGUCGUUCGAUACUGGAGAUCGACUUGGCUGGGUGUUCCUCCAUCACAUCAGAAUCUGUCACUGCACUUUUGUCGCAUUUGACGCAUUUGCGAGAGCUUCGUCUGGCGCAUUGUAUUGAUAUCAAUGAUGCGGCAUUCACAAAUCUCCCUCCACGACUUUCCUUCGAUGCACUGCGCAUCCUGGAUCUGACAGCAUGCGAACAAGUUCGAGACGAUGCGAUUGCGAGGAUCAUUCCAGCUGCACCUCGGCUACGAAAUCUGGUAUUGGCCAAAUGCCGACAUAUCACGGACCGUGCUGUUGCGUCCAUCUGCAAAUUGACCAAGAACCUGCAUUACAUCCACCUCGGUCACUGCAUCAACUUGACGGACAAUGCCGUGAUCCAGCUAGUCAAAGCAUGCAACAGAAUCAGAUAUAUCGACCUCGCAUGUUGCUCCCGAUUGACAGAUGCCAGUGUCCGUCAUUUGGCACAACUUCCAAAGCUUCGCAGAAUCGGUCUGGUGAAAUGUCAGAAUCUGACUGACUCCAGCAUCAUGGCUCUCGCCCGUGGUCCAUUACUGUUUGGUCCGACUGGCAAGAUCGGCGUUCCUCCACAGUUUGUGUCCCUGGAAAGAGUUCAUCUCAGUUAUUGUGUCAAUCUCACUCUCAAGGGAAUUACUGCGCUCCUCCAUAACUGUCCUCGACUUACCCACCUUUCGUUAACCGGUGUACAAGCAUUCCUGCGGGAAGAUUUGACUCGAUUUUGCCGUGAUGCUCCAGCCGAGUUCACCCACCCACAACGCGACGUCUUCUGCGUCUUUUCAGGAGAUGGUGUACAACGUCUUCGAGAUUACCUCAUGCGUCUGGCUAUGGAGGAAGCUCAGCGAGAAGGACGUGAGGCCAUUGACGAUAGUCUGCUUGAUGGAGUCGACAGCCCGGGCGCGGAUACCAUGUCGGACGACGGCACGAUAGAUGGAAAUGAUCAAUUGAUGGAUCCGGUCUUACAUUCUCAUCGACAUGGCAUGACUUUUGCCAUCACCCCAGGCAGCCGACCUCGACCACGAAGCCUUCACGAUCUGCCCAGCUAUCACGUGGAGAUGCCCUUCUUACCGUUUGAUCAAAUGGGCCCUUGGACGCCUGGAGCACCCCUUGGGCAUGAAGAUCCAAUCUCUUUGGCACCUCCACAUCUCAACCUCAUCUCUUCAAAUCCAGAAUUUUACGACCGCCGCUCGCGAAGUCCAGGUAUGACACCACUGUUUCACGUGCCCACACAACAUGGCGAGCGGGCAAGGAGUACAUCGCGGACACCUUCACGCAGACACACUAUGGAAGCGGGGUCGACAAUCUUUGGUCCCCCAGUUCCGAUGCACGUCUAUGACGAGACCGGAGCCCGUGCCGUGGACUUUGAUCAUUACACGCACGACCCUAGAUCCAGCUACUUCGGUGUUGACGAGCCGAGACGGUACGCAGCUUGGCCCGGCCCUCUGUUUGCGUCGGAGCCGACCAGAAGACCAAUGCCCGGUGCGGCUUUCAGAAAUCCUAGCGAUGUACGAGUAUCAUAUCUUCGACCAGAGCCAGGUUUCAGUGCCUUCGACGCCAAUCACGAAGCCAUCAUGUCGACCAUUCCUGGCAGUCGUGCUGGAAGUCGACAUCCUUCAAGAUCCAACAGCCCGCAAGUUUCUAGGGUAAACAGUCGGUCGAGACUCAACAACCUCCUUGUUCCAACUCGGAGUUAUGCUUCAACACCUCUAAGUCAAGAGGGAUCUGGUGGACGAACCAGCCGAGCAGGAAGAAGUCGAGAAAGAUCACGUAUGAGAGAAGAAGCACAUAGGGAGGCUAUGAUGCAAGCACUUGCCGAAGCUGAUGCAGCGCAACAUCUUCGACCGGAGUUUGCUCGAGUUGAUUCGGAUCGACACGUGGGUUUGCCGUUGUUGGCCCCGGAAUUGAUGGAACGAGUGGAAAUGAGUCCGGUGACACCAGUCGAACCUCCACUAGAGGCACGAUUUCCGCUAGAACCGCGACAGCCGGCACAGGACGCGGAUCAAGACGUUACCAUGACACAAUAA
Exophiala viscosa is the source of this 2868-nucleotide messenger RNA. RefSeq names its product F-box and leucine-rich repeat protein GRR1. Gene Ontology annotation, cellular component: cytoplasm. The transcript has 2 exons. Gene Ontology annotation, molecular function: protein binding. The record is from RefSeq and is a predicted model, not a curated record. Bases 1 to 2868 code for a protein of 955 amino acids. Lineage: Eukaryota; Fungi; Ascomycota; Eurotiomycetes; Chaetothyriales; Herpotrichiellaceae.